Symbiodinium necroappetens is the source of this 1482-nucleotide messenger RNA. Lineage: Eukaryota; Dinophyceae; Suessiales; Symbiodiniaceae. The record is from the annotation of a GenBank genome assembly.
AUGGUCUUCCGCUAUGUGAAUGCUGGACAGCUGUUGGGCACGGCUGCGCGGCGCUCGCAAGAAGGCCAGCAUUUGUUGUUGCAAGUGAGGAGGUACCUGAGGAAGCAGUGGCUUCAUUUUGCCAGCCUGGUCUUCUGCAGCAUCUUGAUUCUCGUCGACACCAGCCGGGAGUGCAAAGACGACUCCUUCAGUUACCUGACAUCGAUCGGCUUUGCCGGAUUGGGGCUUUUCUUAAGCCUGGACCGUUUGGUCGCUGUGGUUCGAGACCGGGGACGAGAAGAUGCCGGGCCUCUACUACAGGAAAGCCAGGGCCUGGGUCUACAAAGCACUGAGCUGGAAUCCCCAAGGGCCGGGCUGUCUCGUCUUCAUCAUUCCAGCUCACGGCUUCAUCACUCGAUGAGUACCUCGAUUCAAGGGGCCGAUGGGUAUCGGCUAUUGGACUUUUCCGGACUCUUAGAGCAGCUAAUACAAUACCUACGCGACGAGGAGCUCCAGCUGGGACAGCAGCUUCAGCUCUUAGGGAAGGGGCUCGAGCCGAAGCAAGCGGCCGAAGCUCAGAAUGCCAUCUUGCGCUCCUCUGCCUGCCUUGACGACAACCCCGAAAUGCAGUGGGAUUGGACCAUUUCUGCAGGCUCUGACACUGCCCUCACCGUGAUUGCACCUCGUUCCUUCGUGUAUUUGCGUCGCCUUUGUGGUGUGGAUGGACAGAAGCUUCUGGCGGAGCUCUUGCGCACCAACGUCAGUGAGCUGCGCAGUGCGGCCAAGAGCGGGUGCUCCUUGCUCCUGUCGUCAGACAGCACCACCUUCGUCCUUAAGACGAUUUCAAGAUCUGAAGUGAAACAGCUUCGCGCCAUGUUGGGACCAUACCGUAAGCACCUGGAGCAUCACCCAAACUCCAUGCUAUGUCGAGUCUAUGGCUGCUUCAGCUUCAAGAAUUCCUUGGGCUACUUUCUGCAUGCGGUGCUCAUGAACUGCCUGACCGGAAUGCCUGCGUCUCUGGCAGAGCAUCAUCUUCCUGCAGUGGACGAAGUCGGCGAACCUUCCAUUUUCGACAUUAAGUCGGAGUUUCAAGAUGGCGGCUUCCGGAGUCGCUUUCCCAGUGGCUUGAAUUGUUCGGGGCGCAGUUGGCCAAGCGACUUCGAAGCUGAUCUGACAUUCCUGGCAUCGUUGGGCGUCGUGGACUAUUCUGUGCUACUUGCCGUUUGGCAGCUGCCGGACGAGCUUGGCAGAGCGCUGGAGAAUGUAGAUCUGCCAAGCGGCAUGAGCCUGCAACGGCCACAAUCCAGCGGGUGCUUUCAGUUGGCCAGGAUGGGGAUCAUCGAUUUCCUGGUGCAUUGGGACGUGCGCAAGCGAACUGAGAGCGCCUUGAAGCGCACGUGCCUGCAUCCCAGGCACACUGAGCGCGUUACAAUCAUGGAUCCGGAGACAUACAAGCGGCGGCAACUUGCAUUUUUGAUGGCCAUGUUUCGCAACACAGCUUAA